AUUUCGAGAGUGCCAAGUACUCCUGAUGAAGCAGAAGCAUGACUGUGGAGGAAGCUUCUUUGAAAAUCUUACAGACAGAACCUACCUCCAGAGAAAGCAUGGAGGAGGGACGAUCUGGUAAAGACCUCCAAAGAAAACGCCUACUAAUUACAUCUCCUCUAAUCCUGCUUUACUCUUCCAUCAUCAUUAUUAUUGUCCUGACUACAGUUGUGAUGGUACUUUCCAUUUUUUUGUCAGUGAGAAACACGAAGACGGUCUCACAUGUUCUGUAUGUUACCUGCCCAAAAGAAUGGAUUGGAUUUGGAAAUAAGUGUUUUUAUUUUUCUGAAGACGCAAGGAAUUGGACAUUCAGCCAGACAUUCUGUACCUCAUUAGAAGCUGGUCUUGGUCAGUUUGAAACCAAGGAGGAGCUGAACUUCCUGAAAAGAUAUAAAGGCCCUUCUGACCAUUGGAUUGGCCUUAGAAGAGAAUCAUCACUUCAUGUUUGGAAAUGGACAGACAGCACUGAAUAUAACGCCUCGUACGUUUUUAGUCUUCUUUUCCUUCUAUUGUGUUUACAUGUGGUUAUGUGUGGGCGUUGUGCUUAUGGGAAAAUAAAUUUAAUAGCAUGGAAGGCUUACUGCUCUAUGAGGUGCAAAAUAGAAAUCCUUUGUAUGCUCUUCCACUUAUUAGCUGUGCCUUUGGAAACACUUAUUGUGAUUUCAAUUGGAAUCUUAGCAUAAUGAUGACAUUUGACAUAGUUUUUCCGCUUUCAUCCAUUGACUUAAACUGUGCUGAAAUCCCUAUUUAGAAUGUAGAGAGAACAGCUGAUGCACAGCAGGGGUCCUACAAUCCCAAAAAGCCACUGAAGCAUUGAUAUCCACAGACCCUCAGUCCACUCUCCCAGCGGCUGCGUCCAUUCACAAAAGGGAGGUCGUCAGGGAACCCGUGGGAAUCCCCCCUAAAUUAUCUCUGGAAGGAACUUAGGAGCAUACCUUGGAUUCUGAACACUUCAGUGGGGGUAUUUUGAAUUUAACCAUUACAUUGGAGCAGAUAAAAUAUAAGGGCCCUGUCGCUUCCAUCAAUCACAGCUAAGUCGUUUUAAGAAUUUACUAUUAAGUAAAUAGUUUUAUUUUCACACUUAUAUGAAACAGGUCAGGAGAACACUGAAAAUAAUCUUCACUGAAGGCCACUGACAAUGGAAGUAAUCAAUAAACAAUCAAUAAUAAGAAUAGAAAAGAGUUUUAUUUGAGCCAAGCUGAGGAGUAGCCCGGAAGCCUGCUUCGCAGAUUACUCUGAGAAACUGCUCCAGAGAAGCAGCGUUUCCAGCAGAGUUUUAUAUUUUAUAUUUAAUAUCUUGUCAGAACAGAGAACAUUAAACAAGUCAGGGUUACAUUUCUUCAAGGUUUCAAAUAAAAAAAAAAAAGGACCAGCAUGUACACAGCCGGCCAGUAUGGCCUUGGCCUCUGGGAAGGGAGUCUUAUCAUUGAAUGAGGACAAGCAUUGGUGUCCCAAGAAGAGGGGCAUUUAAUCUUUAUUUUUUUAUUUUUUUGCGGUACGCGGGCCUCUCACUGUUGUGGCCUCUCCCGUUGCGGAGCACAGGCUCCGGACGCGCAGGCUCAGCGGCCCUGGCUCACGGGCCGCUCUGCGGCAUGUGGGAUCUUCCCGGACCGGGGCACGAACCCGCGUCCCCUGCAUCGGCAGGCGGACUCUCAACCACUGCGCCACCAGGGAAGCCCCUAAUUUUUAUUUUUAACAUGGUCAUUCUUUACUUCUGGUCAACGUGCCCUUUUCUUUAAUAAUUAAAGCGGAUGUACAAAUGUAUGUUUGAUAGGCCACAUUUUAGAUAGCAUAAAAUUCAAGUUAACUCAUGUAUAAGCCAGAAUGACUUCCCUAUAUCUCAAAAUGUGAAAAUUUCUUUUAUCACCGCUGAUGGCAGCAGUUCACUUGGCUACAACAGCAAGCACUAGUUAAAUACCUGAUAAACAACAUAACUGGAUUUGGUAUGGACGAUGAUAAUCUUCUGAUAUUCAAGCAGGGACUCUGAGAAUAGAAAAGGAACGAAAUACAGACGUGGUAUAUAUUUACGAAGAAGCCAUAUGAAUGACAGAUUUUCACUUUUCUCUUGUUCACAUGAAAAAUACCUGGAGUAGGGGUGCUGAAGAAUACAGAGGAGGAAUGAAUGUAGAUGUCUGUCCAACCUAUGCUUUUUUAAUAUUUUUGUGUUUGGUUUUAGGUUUGUUAUCAAAGGAGUUGGGGAAUGUGCCUACCUGAAUGACAUUGGACUUAGUAGCUCCAGGAGCUACACAGAGAGAAACUGGAUUUGCAGC
Messenger RNA from Globicephala melas (long-finned pilot whale), 2309 nucleotides. It is a transcript of the gene CLEC2D, whose product is annotated as C-type lectin domain family 2 member D. Lineage: Eukaryota; Metazoa; Chordata; Mammalia; Artiodactyla; Delphinidae. Gene Ontology annotation, cellular component: external side of plasma membrane. The record is from RefSeq and is a predicted model, not a curated record.